Oldenlandia corymbosa var. corymbosa is the source of this 2359-nucleotide messenger RNA. The record is from the annotation of a GenBank genome assembly. Lineage: Eukaryota; Viridiplantae; Streptophyta; Magnoliopsida; Gentianales; Rubiaceae.
AUAAAACUAAAAAAAAUUAGUUUUUUUUGUCUCAAAAUUAUAGUGAAUUUUCAAUUUAUCCUUAAUAGUAUUAAUGAAGUGAUUGAAUAGAUUUGUGAAUUGGUUAGUUGUGAGAGUAAAGAAAGGAAAAAAAUCAUUUAAUGUUAUCUCGCAAAAUGGGACAGGCCUUAUUAAAAAGAAUGGAGAAAUCAUAUUUCAACUCCAAGUAUCUUAUAAAUAGGAAUGGAAGUAGUAUAUUUUAAAAGGGUAUGGAUAUUUUGGAUAAUCAACCAAAUAUCGGGAGUGUUUUUGAAAACUUGUGAAAGGCACCAUAUAUCGCCGGAAACUUCAUGAAGGUGACAAGGAAGAUUGCUUCGGAGGCUUCUUGCAGCAUCGACAGUUUUCCUGAUGAGGUCAUUGUAAUAGUUCUUUCCUAUUUAACAAUUUGUGAAGCCGCACGUACCAGUGUCCUUUCUCAUAGAUGGAGAUAUUUAUAGAGGUUCGCUUCUCGUAAUUUGGCUUUUGAUUUUGCUGGGAGUGAUGCAGCUACUGGGGGAAAUGAUGCUUCUUUGAUUUCUUCGGUGACCAAAGUUAUGGCAUUGCAUCGCUGUUCAAACAUAGAUAAGUUGAGCAUUCGCCUGAACCUCCGCUUGCCUAACGUCACUGAUCUUGUGAUAUGUGAUUGGAUUCAAUUUGCUGUGCAAAGACAAGUGAGAGUUCUUGAACUGGAAGCUUCUGGUGAUAUUUCUUUGACGGAGACUAUGGGCCAUUAUAAGCGCCGCUUCAUGCCUCCGUUCAAUACCCCUGAUUUGUCUUCCUGCGGUUAUAAUUUCCCUGUUUUGGGGAAGUUGUUAACGUUUCCCCUCACUAACACAAGUUGCUUUGCUUCCUUAACAUCCUUGAAGCUUGUUAAUUUUAACAUUGACGACGAGACGAUGGAUUACAUUUUAUCCAAUUGUUCAUUUCUUGAACGAUUGUAUUUAAAAGGUGGAACAGGUUUGAGGAACCUGAGUGUUGUUAACUCUCCCUUCCUCAAGUACUUGACUUUAGGUUCUUGUUGGGAUUUGAAAGCAUUGAAGAUUUCGGGUGCAAAACUUGUGUAUUUUGAGUACAAAGGAUAUCGUGACCAUCCUAGAUGGAUGAUAGACUUUUGCUUUGAAAAUGUCCCUCUCUUGUCUGAGGUUAUCAUGGACACAAGUUAUUUCAUGUCUUUUCUGCACAGAAAGGAAGUGCAUGAAGUGUAUUCAAAUCAAUUGGAGAAGGUGGCCAUGCAUAUUUCUCGUCCGGUUAGAAUGACCAUCUCUUUUUCUUUCUUUUUGUUAUUAUAUUUGUGAAGUAUGUAUCAUUGUUAACCAUUUCAAUUAUGUUUUGCUUUGAUCAGGAAGAGAUUCCUGUUGAGGGUCUUUCUCAUAUUGCUAAGGUUCUCCUCCCUCCCCCAUGAGGAGUCUCAAACAGCUUGAUAUUUUUAUUGGCACGACCCCCCGCACAAGUCUAAUACUUUUUGUGGGGUUUCUUAAAGCAUGUCCUUUCUUGUCUUCCUUAUUCUUCCAGGUACUUGCUUCCAGGUACAUGUACCAUGUAAAUAUAUUUGAGCUUUUGGUUGUCGUCCCUCUAUAUAAAUCUUUCCAUCCAAGUGGCAUGGCAUUUUCUUUGCCUUUUAACUCUGUGUUUAGCAAGCCUUAUGCAAAUUUCCUCAAUUCCCGCCUCGCAUUUUGUUGUGUAUGCUUAAAUUUCCUCAAUACUCGUUUGAGUCAUUGCAUGUCACGUUCAGCUGCUUGGAGUGGGAAGACUUACGGAUCCUAGGAGACAAAUUCAGAUUCUUCAUUGCUUGUUGCAAGAAAAUCAAAUCAAGUGGGAACAACAGCCAGGGAAUAUUGCUCAACGAGAAAAGGUCCAGCAGCUUCAUUCCCAACUAGAAGACACUAUGGUUUUGCAAGCGGAGUACUGGCGCCAGCGAGCUAAAUUCUGUUGGCCCAUUCAAGGCGACAAGGAGGUGUGGUCAUAAAUGGAUCACUGAGCUACAAAGCUCACAAGGUACGUGGUUAUAUAAUCCGGAACAGAUUAUAGCUGCUGUUUUACAGCACUUCAAGCAGGUGUAUGUCUGACCCGGAUAUCUAUCCUGAGGACGGCAGUUGUGAGUACGACUUGCAAGGAACAUUACAGCGUGUUGAUAAAGUCCUGAAUUCUAAGCAGCAUUCUUUUUUAUGUACGACAUUCUCAGAGGCUGAAGUUGUGGCAGGCCAUUAAGCAAAUGGCCCCUAAUCGAUUCAUAGGAGUGGAGAACACACAAACUCAAUCUAACAGUACAUCAUCCAUAUGUCGUUGAAUUAAGAUUUAACCAAAGACUAUGGCUCCAAUAUCAGGAAAAAAAAAAUCAAGA